Molecule: messenger RNA, 435 nt
Organism: Nannochloropsis gaditana CCMP526
Exons: 2
Source: RefSeq, a predicted model, not a curated record
ACAGAAAAUUGUCCUGGUUGUGAGCGCUUUCGCUGCUCGCUUUCGUUUUCCCAGCCCUCGUGAGUGUAAAAAAGUUCAACGCAACUUCCAGGUGUGGCAUUAUUUAUAAUUUUCGUCCUCUAAGGUACCGCGCUGAAGCCAGACAGCGCGAGGCGGAGAGAGAUGCGGAAAGGCGUCUGCAAAGGCACAUCCGAGCUUCGCUCCGACGGAAAGCCAACGCGUGGGAAAGUAAGAGGUGGUCCAGUCCCUUCUGCACCGAGCGCUGUGCCUGUAGCCGUGUCGCGCCCGUACCACUACGCGACCCGGAGUCUCUGCCCCCUCCCAGACCAUCCCCCCAGCCCCAUCCGAGGCCGCGUCCGUCGAGUUUCCUCGGAACCACAAGCACGACGAGGGGAUACAGGUGAUCCCACCCAUGGCGCAGACGGCGUUCCCGCG